ACAUGUAUAACACGGGUAUAAUGGGUGCCGCUCUCACGCCAACCCGCCCGUGCCCAUGUUUAGCCAUUCAAGCUUUUAUUGCUUGCAGCUUGCCUAUAUCCUUCAAUGGCGGUAAAAGGACAAUUAUAGUAGGUUCAUAUCAUAUAAACAUCUGCAAAUUAAAAUAGAGAAAACUGCCCUAGCCAAAAAUAUAUCGCCUGAAAAUGGAGGAUGAGGCAGAGAUUUACGACGGAAUUAGGGCACAAUUUCCUCUGACUUUUGGGAAAAAAUCGAAACCUCAAACUCCACUAGAAGCUCUUCACAAUACUACUCGUCGAUCCACCACCAUUGAACAACCCAACCACUCCACAGCUUCCUUCCCGUCUAUCUCUUCUUCCUCCAAGGAUUGGCUCAAUUCCGUUCGCAAAAAAUCUAUCCCUAAACCCCUUCAAUCCGAAUCUGAUCAGGGUUUAGUGGGUCCACCUCGACCAUCGUCUAAAGAUGAAGAUGAUGGGGAGUUGAUUGGGCCGCCUCCGCCGCCUGUGCGGUUGGAUUCCGUAGUUGAUGAUGAUGGACCAGAGGUUGGGCCGCCACGGCCGCCGGAAGGUUUCAAGGGAAGUGAUUCUGAUGAGGAUGAGGACGAGGAAGAGGAGGAAGAAGAAAAUAUUCUGUCACGGAUUCCUUUGAGCAAUGAAAUUGUUUUGAAGGGACAUACUAAGGUUGUUGCUGCAUUAGCAGUUGAUCAUUCUGGUUCAAGAGUUCUUUCUGGAAGUUAUGAUUAUACCGUUCGUAUGUACGACUUCCAAGGUAUGAAGCGGGAUCUGUCUUCAUUCAGACAAUUAGAACCAUUUGAAGGGCACCAAGUUCGAACACUGAGUUGGAGUCCCACAGCUGGAUUUUUUUUGUGUGUCACUGGCUCUGCUCAGGCUAAGAUUUAUGACCGUGAUGGACUUACUAUUGGUGAGUUUAUGAAAGGGGAUAUGUAUAUCCGUGACCUUAAGAACACCAAGGGUCACAUAUCUGGUUUAACGUGUGGAGAAUGGCACCCAAAUAAAAAGGAGACAAUUUUAACAUCCUCUGAAGAUGGUUCACUUCGUAUAUGGGAUGUGAAUGACUUCAAUUCCCAAAAGCAGGUCAUUAAGCCAAAGCUUGCAAGACCAGGUAGAGUCCCAGUCACUACAUGUGCUUGGGAACGUGAUGGGAAAAGCAUUGCUGGUGGAAUAGGAGAUGGAUCUAUUCAGAUAUGGAAUCUCAAGCCGGGAUGGGGAAGUAGGCCAGAUAUGCAUGUCCAAAAAGCACAUUCAGAUGAUAUUACUGGAUUGAGAUUUUCAAGUGAUGGCCGCCAUUUGUUGUCUAGAAGUUUUGAUGGCACACUAAAGGUUUGGGACUUGCGUCAAAUGAAGCAGCCUCUUAAGGUGUUCGAGGAUUUACUGAAUAAUUAUGCUCAAACAAAUGUCUCAUUUAGUCCUGAUGAGCAGCUUAUAUUUACUGGUACCUCUGUAGAAAGAGAGAGCCCAACUGGAGGGUUGCUAUGCUUUUACGAUCGGGAAAAACUUGAACUAGUGUCAAAAGUCGGCAUCUCCCCUACUUGCAGUGUUGUGCAGUGUCUUUGGCACCCAAGACUAAAUCAGGUUUUUGCCACUGUUGGAGAUAAAAGCCAAGGAGGAACGCACAUACUCUAUGACCCAACCAUGAGUGAAAGAGGUGCACUUGUUUGUGUUGCUCGUGCUCCAAGGAAGAAAUCGGUGGAUGAUUUCGAAAUAAAGCCAGUUAUACACAACCCCCAUGCCCUUCCCUUGUUCAGAGAUCAGCCAAGUCGCAAACGUCAGAGAGAAAAGAUUCUCAAGGACCCAGCAAAAUCUCACAGACCAGAGCUCCCCGUUACAGGACCAGGAUUUGGAGGCAGAACUGGUACAUCUUCGGGUAGCUUAUUAACGCAAUAUCUUCUCAAGCAAGGUGGCAUGUUGAAGGAGACAUGGAUGGAAGAAGAUCCCAGAGAAGCCAUACUGAAGUAUGCCGAGGCUGCAGAAAAAGAACCAAAGUUUAUUGCCCCGGCUUAUGCUGAGACCCAGCCGAAGCCUGUCUUUGCAGAAUCUGAUAAUGAAGAUGAAGAGUGAUAAUGCAGUGAUGUACUUGAAGCAAAGUUCUUAGCAGAUACUGGUAAAGAAGACGAAGAAUGUUGUACUAUUGUACUAAUCUGCAAAAACCCGCGAACACAAAAAGUGAUCCUGACGUACUAAAAGUGUGUCCGUUGCUGCUUCUGGUCAUGAUUAUGAAGAGUGCCACACUUGUAUACAAUAUUGUCAGAACCCGAGUUCAUACUUUAAUUGAAGAUGAAGAUGAAAAUUGAUGCAUAUCAUGAUUGUAUUAAAUGAAAGUGGAGAUUUUAGCUUAACUGCCAAUUUUUUAGGCAAGUUUAACUCCUUUUUAGAAGCUAGAGUAAAGGAUUCGUCUUUCUUCCCUAGAUUAUAUGGAAUUAUUUCUUUUUUUUAACUUAGGACGUAAUUGAUGUGUUUAAACUUUAAAUUGUUGGAUGCUCUUUUUUUCAUUAUUAUUUUUUUACCGAGUAGGAUGGGAAAAUAAGAGUUAGGUGAAAAUUUGCCCAAGUAAAAACAUUUAAUACAUCAAUUGUGCAUAUAGUGAAAAGCAACAUGCUAUUGAUUUUAAA
Messenger RNA from Amaranthus tricolor (Joseph's coat), 2647 nucleotides. RefSeq lists its product as uncharacterized. Bases 204 to 2096 code for a protein of 630 amino acids. Gene Ontology annotation, molecular function: protein binding. Gene Ontology annotation, biological process: regulation of DNA double-strand break processing. Gene Ontology annotation, cellular component: site of double-strand break; nucleus. The record is from RefSeq and is a predicted model, not a curated record. The transcript has 8 exons. Lineage: Eukaryota; Viridiplantae; Streptophyta; Magnoliopsida; Caryophyllales; Amaranthaceae.